CUGCCUUCCUCUGAGGUCUCGUGACUGAGCUCUCAUGACACUACUACACCAGGUGGACAACAGACCAAAUCCAGAAAGAACUCAAAAAGCAGAAGACAUUACCCAAACAGCACUCUCCCAUUGGGAUCAUACGGCGAGGUAACAACACUAUGGAGAAAGACCUUGCAGGCCAACGAAGAGAAGGCUUUGAACAUUCUGACGUAUUUUAUUUCUCCAAGAAGGGAAUUGAAGCUAUUGUUGAAGAUGAGGUCACUCAAAGAUUCUGCUCAACAAUGCCUGCCUCUUGGAACCUUUUCACCAGAACCAACAUAAACUACCAAUACCUCAAUCUGAAGCUGACCUUUGUGUGGUUCAUUGGUAUUCUGUUUCGCUAUUUAUUACUUUUUCCUUUACGUGUGGUCUUAUUUGCAGCUGUUGUAAUUGUCCUGGCUGUGGGAACCAUAGCAAUUGCCCAGCUGCCUAAGAGCAGAAUUAAGUUCCGGUUGGGCCGCUGGCUCCAGCAGUUUUCCGUCCGUAUGGGUAUGAAAGUGAUGAAUUAUGUUGUUCAAUACCACAACCAGGAAAACAAACCCUUAAAUGGAGGCAUUUGUGUUGCCAACCAUACUACUCCACUGGAUAUUCUCCCUUUGAUGUAUCAUGUACACUACUGCGUGGUUGGCCAAGUUCAUACAGGAUGCAUUGGUUUCUUUGAGAAUCUGGGUCUGAAGACCUCUGAGCACAUUGCGUUUGAACGCUCUGAAGUGAAAGAUCGUCAUGCUCUCAGAAAACGGUUAACUGAGCACAUCAAAAAUAAGAUAAAUCUCCCAGUUCUGAUUUUUCCGGAGGGCACCUGUAUCAACAACACCUCAGUAAUGAUGUUUCAGAAGGGAGCCUUUGAAAUAGGAGCAACCAUUUAUCCAGUGGCAAUGAAGUAUGACCAAUUAUUCUCAGAUCCUUACUGGGAUAGCACUAAAUACAGCAUGUGGAGAUAUGCACUUAGGCUUCUUGGCAGCUGGUCCUUGGUGUGUGAUGUGUGGUACUUGCCACCAAUGAACAAAAAGGAAGAUGAAGAUGCGGUUCAAUUUGCCAGUAGAGUACAAUCUAAGAUUGCUGCCCAAGCAGGCCUGACUUUGCUGCCCUGGGAUGGAGGACUGAAAAGAAAAAAAGUCAAAGAUUCUUUGAAGAUGCAGCAGCAGAAGGAAUAUAGCAGGAUAAUGGAAGGGAAAGGACCUUGUCUGAACUGUAAAGAAACACCUGCCUGUCAAAAUGGACCUUAAGAUUCUAGGAUUUGGAGCUGAUCCUGCAAAAAGGACUAGAACCAAAUUCCCUUCAGCAGGGCUGUGUGCCCUGAAACCUACUACUUUGGACUGCUUUUCUUCCCCACCUCUCCUCUAAAUUCACCAGGAGCAUUUCCAGAUGGGGCUUUUAGCUAGGAACGGAGGGGGUGCGUUCGCACAUCAGCCGAAUUAGUGCAGAAGUCCAUGCGAGAUAUUGGAAAGCACUUCACACAUAAUUCGGGUUUUUCAUUGCACAUUGGAGCUUAGCCCAAUUUAUGUCUGGGGUAAAAAAAAUCCACUUUUCAUGUCUGGGUUUUUUUAGACAAAUUCGAACUCACAGUAAACUUGUGGUAAAGCCUCCUGUCUGGGAAAGCUCCAGCAGGUGCUGGCAGGAGUCGGAUCACUUCAGUGGUGCAAGCAACCCAAGCCUUGUGCCCUUGGGGUUGUUGUAAUGUUGCCAAGAUGCAACCAUUGGGUUACACAUUUUGGAUCAUGUGAUGCAGCAACCUAGAGUUGCAAAAGCACGUCACAGGCCAGGCUUCAGUUCUGAAGAGAGGGAACUCAGAGCUCUACCACACGCGCACCGGGUACUUCCUGUUACGUCCGGCCGAAGAGGACACGGGGCGGCGGGGAAGUACACUGCCGCCCCGACGGACACUUUUAAAAUGAAGCGCUGGCAGGGGAAACGCGGUGGGAGGGGUAAGGGCACCUCCCCCCGCCCUUAAAUGUAUGCCUCCUGCCU
Molecule: messenger RNA, 1998 nt
Organism: Hemicordylus capensis (graceful crag lizard)
Lineage: Eukaryota; Metazoa; Chordata; Lepidosauria; Squamata; Cordylidae
Product: glycerol-3-phosphate acyltransferase 3-like
Exons: 12
Coding region: 150-1256 (368 amino acids)
Biological process (GO): triglyceride biosynthetic process
Cellular component (GO): endoplasmic reticulum
Molecular function (GO): glycerol-3-phosphate O-acyltransferase activity
Source: RefSeq, a predicted model, not a curated record